AAACCAUUGAAGUGCUCUAAUUCUUCUGGGCGGAAACUUUCCCUCUCUCCGUCUGCCUCCAAAAUGGUCACAAAUCAACCCGGCUUCUCAGAUUGAGAAACCCUAGAGAGUAGAGACCACCCAUGGCAUCCACCUCGGCCUCCCGGUUUGACGGCGCCACCGGAAAAAUCAAAACUGCAGCUUCUACUCUGUACUCCGACAAUCAGUCCCUCAUCGCCGAAAUUCGAAAGGCGUUGAAUAUGAUGAAGGAAAUUGCGGUUGAUUUGGAGAGAGAUAAUCAGUCUCAGAAGGUGAAGGAGCUUGAAAAUACUGUUGUUGAAUUGUUGGCUGCUCAUGAAGAUUGUUCACAUUUUUCAUCAGCAAUUAAAUCUGUAGGAGAUAGGUACCAGCCUACAGGAGAGUUAUCAUGUUUUAAGAAGUUGCUUGAGGAGGAGAUUGUGAAGCUCAAGGCUAGUUCGUCUUCAGCUCCACAAAAAGAUCGUAUAACACGCCAAUUUAGAGAAGCUAUCUGGAAUGUUCAUCAUGCUGGAGAGCCAAUGCCAGGUGAAGAGCAGGAGGACAUUGUAAUGACUAGUACCCAGUGCAACCUUUUGAAUAUCACUUGCCCAUUAAGUGGAAAGCCUGUUACUGAACUGUCAGAACCUGUUCGCAGCUUGGCUUGCAAGCACGUUUAUGAAAAGAAGGCUGUCAUGCUUUACAUGCGGUCCAAGAAUCCACGUUCUCAAUGCCCUGUAGCAGGUUGCCCUAAGUUACUGCAGGCAGAAAAAUUGGUGUGUGAUCCAUUGCUGCUUUUUGAAAUUGAUGAGAUGCGCACAAUGAGUAAUCAAACUGCUAGAACUGACGUGAUAGAAGAUUGUACCGAGCUUGAUGAAGAAGGAAAUGACUGAUGAAAUUGGCUGCUGCCUGCUGGUGGAUGUCUGAUUGUAGUUUUGGGAUUUAAAGAUGUUUACAACUUUUGAUCUAACUGAAUAUAUAUGUACAGUCCAUUGGAUA
Carya illinoinensis is the source of this 993-nucleotide messenger RNA. Its product is annotated as E3 SUMO-protein ligase MMS21. The coding region runs from base 123 to 887 and encodes 254 amino acids. Gene Ontology annotation, biological process: protein sumoylation; double-strand break repair via homologous recombination. Gene Ontology annotation, molecular function: SUMO ligase activity; zinc ion binding. The transcript is spliced from 7 exons. Gene Ontology annotation, cellular component: nucleus; Smc5-Smc6 complex. The record is from RefSeq and is a predicted model, not a curated record. Lineage: Eukaryota; Viridiplantae; Streptophyta; Magnoliopsida; Fagales; Juglandaceae.